UGACUUAUGCAUACUUGACAAGAUGGAGGGAAUGCGCCGAUGUCAUUCGCAGGGAUUUCGGACUGCCUGCAAUUCAAUUUCUCAUGGAAGAUGAUUACAUCGAAAAUGGAAUCGUUCAGUCGGUGAAUCGAACGUUUCUGGAAUUGAAGAGAAGCUUCGCUCGCGCCCUCCGCUUCUUUGGAAACACGGACGAUAGAAUGAGCAGAAUUUUCUUUAACAAGCUGAACGCUAUGAAAUUGAACACAGGGUACCAAAAUGCUAUCAAUGAUGAUAGACUAGACGAAGUUUAUAAUGCCCUCGAAGUCGGAGACGACUACUUCAGGAACGUACUUCACUUGAAGAAAUUCAAAGCACGCUAUUUCUUAAUGAGACUGUGGUAUGGAAAUGGAGAAAGUCAAAGAAAUGAAAUUUCUCUCAGCCGAAACCCAUUGGGAGUUGAAGCCAGUUACGAUUAUAUCACCAAUACAGUUAAUAUUGAUCUCGGAUUACUGCUGCCUCCAGUGCUCCUAGCCAAAACGAAAUACCCAAAGUACUUGAAAUAUGGGCCAAGCUCCAUCAUAGCAAGAGAGAUGAGUCAUGCUUUUGAUACAACAGGAAUAUUUUAUGAUGCUGACGGCAAUAAAAUAGAGGAAGAAUUUUGGCCACAAAUAUUACUUCGCAAAUAUGAGUAUUUUGUGUCGUGCUUACGUAAUCAACUUUUACUCCUGAAUGACGUAAUCACGGAGGUCAAUGCCACUGAGAUACUGAAUCAAGUGAUUGCAGAUCUGGGAUCCUUUGAUAUUAGCUACAAGAUGAGAAAUGGCCAAGCCAUCUACAACAGCUGA
Messenger RNA from Uloborus diversus, 824 nucleotides. RefSeq names its product neprilysin-11-like. Gene Ontology annotation, cellular component: plasma membrane. Bases 84 to 824 code for a protein of 246 amino acids. Gene Ontology annotation, biological process: protein processing. The transcript has 10 exons. Gene Ontology annotation, molecular function: metalloendopeptidase activity. Lineage: Eukaryota; Metazoa; Arthropoda; Arachnida; Araneae; Uloboridae. The record is from RefSeq and is a predicted model, not a curated record.